This is a messenger RNA of Argentina anserina (silverweed cinquefoil), 736 nucleotides long. Its product is annotated as pyridoxine/pyridoxamine 5'-phosphate oxidase 2. Gene Ontology annotation, biological process: pyridoxine biosynthetic process. The transcript is spliced from 7 exons. NCBI's taxonomy places the organism in Eukaryota, Viridiplantae, Streptophyta, Magnoliopsida, Rosales, Rosaceae. The record is from RefSeq and is a predicted model, not a curated record. Gene Ontology annotation, molecular function: pyridoxamine phosphate oxidase activity; FMN binding.
AAAACCCAACUGAUCAAAACAAACGAAGAGAAGCAAAAUUGGCAGAGCAAUGGGAACAAUAACUGCACCAGUGCCAUGGAAGCAGCUUCUUCUCGGUGCCUUGGAAUCCAAUGCCCACCUCAGGCACUCUUCCUACUUUCAGCUCGCAACAAUCGGUUCCAAGGGCAGACCUUCAAAUCGGACUGUGGUUUUCAGGGGGUUUCAAGAGGACAGUGAUAGGAUUCAGAUAAACACUGAUUGCAGAAAUUGUAAGAUUGAGGAGCUAAAGCAUUGUCCUUUUGCUGAGAUAUGUUGGUACUUCACCGACUCUUGGCAGCAAUUUCGGAUCAAUGGAACAGUUGACAUCAUUGAUGGAUCCAAUCCUGAUCAAUAAAAGCUGCAGCAAACAGAAAGAUCUUGGUUUGCCAGUUCUUUGAGAUCAAGACUGCAGAAUUUGGGACCCAGUCCAGGUCUUCCUAACUUAAGUGAACAGCCAUCAAAUGAAGUCCCUCUCAAUCCUUCUACAGGCCCAGUUGGGGCAUUCUGUUUGCUUGUUCUAGAUCCACAGCAGGUUGAUUACUUGAAUCUGAAGAGUAACCAGAGGCUGUCAUUGACAUCCGCUUUAAGUCCCAAUGGAGAAAAGAGUUGGACUUCAGAAAGGGUUAAUCCUUAAGAUCCUAGUAUCAUGAUAGAAGUUGCUUGUGAUUGCUUUAAUAGCAUUAAUAUUUACCCAAUGAAUUGUGCAAGUGUUAUGAUU